UGAUCGUCGACUGCGCAAACUCGCUGCUCAGACUCGCAAAUUGAAGCCUCCGGAGAAGUGCGGCCUCCCCGUAUUCUUUCGCCAGCGACUCCCCGUUUGAUCCCACGCACCACGGCCUGGCUUGUGCGGCCUUCACUACGACGCGGCGCAGGCCAAUCGUCCGAUCCAAAGGUGGUGUUAGAUGACGGCGAAAGCACGCCCGUCUCCACGCACAAGUGGCGCUUCUCAUGAAUCCCAGGGCCACCGCUGAACAAGCUGCACAGAGAAAGAAGCUCGCAAACUCGUACAAGCAGCUUCUCGAUGAAUUCGCGGCGGCAGACCUCAAGAGCGUCGGCAACUACACGCUCGGCAAGCUGAUCGGCAAAGGCAGCUUUGGGAAAGUCUACUUGGCCUCGCACAAGCUCAGCAAUGGCUCCAAGGUCGUGCUCAAGUCGGCAAAGAAAGAAGACGCCAACCUCGCGCGCGAGAUCCACCACCACCGCCAGUUCAUCCACCCGCACAUCGCGCGCCUGUACGAGGUCAUAGUCACCGAGGAGCUGGUCUGGCUGGUCCUCGAGUACUGCCCCGGCGACGAGCUCUACAACUAUCUCCUGCAAAAGGGCGCCCUCGAGCCCGCCAAAGUCCAGCGCAUAUUCACCCAGCUCGUCGGCGCAGUUUCCUAUGUUCACAACAAGUCCUGCGUCCACCGCGACCUGAAGCUCGAGAACAUCCUGUUGGAUAAACAUGGCGAUGUGAAGUUGGUUGAUUUCGGGUUCACGCGCGAGUAUGAGGGGAAAAGCAACUAUCUGCAGACUUGGUGUGGGACGGUGUGCUACAGCGCGCCGGAGAUGCUGAAGGGCGAGAAGUACGCGGGCGAGAAAGUCGACGUGUGGAGUCUGGGUAUCAUUCUUUACGCGCUGCUGGUGGGCGAAUUGCCGUUUGACGACGACGACGAGAUGGUCACGAAGAUGAAGAUACUGAAAGAGGAGCCCAAGUACCCGGACAGCUUUCCACCGCAGGCAAGGGAGCUGUGCCAGUCGCUGCUCUCGAAACGACCUAUCCUGCGACCGACGCUGGCUGAUAUACUUCAGAACCCCUGGCUGUCGGAGUAUGCGCCGCGCCAGCAGGAGACGUUGAAGCUGCAACAGCCUGCGCCUUUCUCGACGGAGCUGGAGAAGGAGGUGCUGCAACGCAUGCGAGCUGCCGGAGUCGACAUCGACUUGGUUAUAGAAAACGUCCUGGCGCAGCGCUGCGACUCGUUGGCAGGAUGGUGGGCAUUACUGCUAGAGAAGGAGGAACGCAAAGCUAAGAGAAGAGAGCGCAAACGCAAGGAGCGUGAGGCUGAGGCAAAGAGCUUGAGGAGACUGAGUGCGGCUAGCAGUCGCCUUGACAAACUUGCGCCAACUAUCAGAGAGACAGAUGAGGAAGGUCAGCAUUACCCAUUCCUUGGAGAUCCGCCCAAGAGUCGGGGGAGGUCGAUCAACCGGCGGAGUACGCAUGGUAAAUAUGUGAGCUUGCCGACCGGUGUGCCUGUGUUAACGAGUGUCCCAGGUGCUCCUCCUGUUCCAGACCUGCCAGAUCUCCCAGAGUCAAGCUCCAGUCCAAACUUCGUCGUCGAGCAACCUCCAACGCCCAUCGACAGAGGCUACGCGCGACAAUCAAACUCAUCUUCUCGUCCCCCACUGCCAGCAAAGGAUCUCGACAGACACAAGAGGAGAUCACACAACAGCAUGUUACAAGUCGUGGGCAGCAAUCCCGACCUCCUCCAUCCCAAUGGCUUUGUGCCCAAGCGCCGCCAAAAACAACCGUUCAUCAACCACCUUCUCUCCCUCCGAAACUGGAUCAAGGAAACCUCAAAACGCGCGCGCUCCCCAAACUCCAAAGCCAGCAGCGAAAAAUCCCCCAAAAUCCCCGAAAGCACACGUUCCCAAGGCGACUCGCGCAGCGGCCGACGCACCAGCAACGCAAACCGCAGCUCGGUCUACACACACCCGCCCCCAUCAACGCACAACGUGCCGCUCCGCCCACGCGUCACAACGCACGGCUCGGGCUCGAUCCGCAGACUCUCCGCCUCGCCCGCGCCGCUGACACCACGCUCGUCCUACCGGCGCUCAUCCGGCGGCCUGCGCGGCCGCAAGUCGACGAGCAGCUCGGUGAGCAGUAUAAGGAGUAUGCCGCACCACCACCACACGCACAGCAAGGCGUCGUCGACGAGCAGUGCGUCGAUUGUGAGUCCGAGCGUGUCGACUGUGAGCGGGCACAUCAGCAGUCAUAAGACGAAGAGUGCGCACAACAGCAUCAAAGUCCUCCCUGCAACACCCACAUCCUCCACCUUCCCCUCUAACAUCCGACUCGUCCGCGCCGGCGCGCCCUCGAUCGGUAUUUCCACGCUGAACGAAGGCGGUGCAGCGUUCGGCACCGCACCGCCUCCCUCGCCCGGCAUCAUGUUCGCCAAGCGCAAACGCUCGCCCUUCAAAGGCCCCAACAUAGGAACUGGAAACACAACCAACCCGUGGCGCAGCAGAAGCGGUGGCGAGGCGGGGAGCAGGGGUGCGAGUGUUCAGGGUCGGCGCAGCGGCGAGAUCAUAGGUAUCACAGAAGAAGAAGAGGAGGAGGAGGAGGAGGAAGAAGAGAUCGAAGAAGUCGACGACUUCAGUCCCGGGCUCAAGCCGGGCGAGUUCAUUGUCGAUGUUAAUGAUGACGCGGAGGAGAGGUCGCCGCCUCCGCCUCCCAAAGCGUAGGAGGAGGACGGGAGGGUGUACUUGUUGGUUUGACGGCAUUCUCGGUGUUUUCUCGUAGAACAGUGCGGGUUGACGCUUUUCUGCUUGUUGUGCUUGUUGUUCUUCUUGGGUACAAAACGCCCGCCAUGUCUUACAUAUUGCCCUUUUCUUUUUUUUGGUUUACUUUUUGCUACGGUUGCCUUUUUUCUUCUUCCUCUUCUUCCUCUUCUUCCUCUUCUUCCUCUUCUUCUUCUUCUUCUCCGCGCUUAGAUUGCCCUCUGUAUUUCGUUUCGUUGCGACUAGAUACCUCGCCUAUUGUUACCCCCCGUUUGUCGAG
Molecule: messenger RNA, 3036 nt
Organism: Macroventuria anomochaeta
Lineage: Eukaryota; Fungi; Ascomycota; Dothideomycetes; Pleosporales; Didymellaceae
Product: kinase-like protein
Exons: 4
Coding region: 228-2720 (830 amino acids)
Biological process (GO): protein phosphorylation
Molecular function (GO): protein kinase activity; ATP binding
Source: RefSeq, a predicted model, not a curated record